This is a messenger RNA of Menidia menidia (Atlantic silverside), 282 nucleotides long. Lineage: Eukaryota; Metazoa; Chordata; Actinopteri; Atheriniformes; Atherinopsidae. The record is from the annotation of a GenBank genome assembly.
CCACUGGCCAUUUUAGGCCCUCUCUCCCCUUAUCCUACGAGCCAGCUGGAUGUCUUUGGGCAUGAUGGUGACACGUUUAGCGUGGAUGGCACAGAGGUUGGUGUCCUCAAACAGACCCACCAGAGCGCCAAUGGCAGCACUCUGGAAACGGAGAUCAGUCUUGAAGUCUUGGGCUAUUUCCCUCACCAGACGCUGGAAUGGAAGCUUGCGGAUGAGCAGCUCUGUGGACUUCUGGUAACGACGGAUCUCCCUCAGAGCCACAGUUCCUGGCCUGGGUUUUAA